This is a messenger RNA of Peronospora matthiolae, 807 nucleotides long. Lineage: Eukaryota; Oomycota; Peronosporomycetes; Peronosporales; Peronosporaceae. The record is from the annotation of a GenBank genome assembly.
AUGGCAUCGUCUUCGCCGGCCUUGCAGAGGCCACGAGUGCGCCUCCCGCUUCUUCCGCGCGCCUUUUGGCUACGACAGUGUCCCCGUGUGUCUGCUCUCCCGCCGCAGCCCCUCAAGACUCCAGAGCGUUUGUUGGCAUACCCGGCAGGGCUGGCGUUACGCUGCCCGACCGGGUAUCGUUUUAAGACAUGCAAGAUCUACAGAGCGACGGCUCCUCGGGUGCUUGCAGGCAGCUCCCGGGUCCGGAAACAUGUACUACGGCCACUGAGCCUAAUGCGAGCGCCCUCCCAGACGUGGGAUGGGCACGAGACAAUGCAAACGCUGAUGCUGGGCCCGGCUGGGCGGCAAGCAUGCUGCCCGACCGAGUCCAGCCCGGACUACUUCAGAGCAUCGGCUCCCCGGGUGCCAACAGGCUGUACCCGGGUUCUACGACGUGUGAGACGGCUCCCCCCCGCCCUCCCACCAGCUCCCACGGCCCCGUCGCCGCCCAGAGCCCCGCGGAUGUUGCUGCUCGACCCGGCAGGGCGGCAGAAAUGCUGCCCGACCGGGUUUAUAAUGGGUCAGCGCUUUCAGCCGCAACGGCCCGCGCCGUGGGGUGCCUCCCAUGGCCCCAGCGACCCCGAGGACAGCGACAGCAACGACGGAAUGGCGUCUGACGACACCGACGCCUCUUCGUUGGACAACGACGCUGCCACCGCCCACCCAAGUGAUGACGACCGGAUCGGCCAGGUAGCUACGGAGCUGCCUGCCCGAGCUGGCUACACUGCAGUGGCCACGGCCGCUCCCGUGUGUAACGGGGCACCCUGA